Suillus subaureus is the source of this 3003-nucleotide messenger RNA. RefSeq lists its product as uncharacterized. The transcript has 18 exons. Gene Ontology annotation, biological process: regulation of pentose-phosphate shunt; negative regulation of glycolytic process; fructose 1,6-bisphosphate metabolic process. Bases 1 to 3003 code for a protein of 1000 amino acids. Gene Ontology annotation, cellular component: cytosol. Gene Ontology annotation, molecular function: fructose-2,6-bisphosphate 2-phosphatase activity. Lineage: Eukaryota; Fungi; Basidiomycota; Agaricomycetes; Boletales; Suillaceae. The record is from RefSeq and is a predicted model, not a curated record.
AUGCUCACAGUGACAUUGGUACGUCCAUUCAAUAUCCGGGAGACUCUUCUAACAUCGCCGAUGGUGUACGCGCAGAUUAGACAUGGAGAGUCCACGCACAACGUGCUAGCUCUGUGGUCGGGCUGCACGGAAUGUCCUCUCACAGAAAGAGGGACGCAGCAAGCACGCGCCGUAGGCGCAUACUUCGCAAAUACACAAUUCACCAAGAUCUACGCGUCUCCUUUACCCCGCGCACGGGACACAGCCCAAGCGGUACUAGACGCGCAGCCCACGCCCAAGCCUCCUCAUGAUUUCACCAUCACCCAGAUCAGAGAACAAAGUUUUGGAGCCGCAGAAGGGCAUCAAACGUGCAUACGGGAGCCAGGCAAGACGCUCGAAGCCCACUUUGCAGAGGACAAGUACCCGAUUUUAUAUGAAAGCGAGAAACACGUGGCGUUUCCUGGUGGAGAGUCGGUGGAGGAUCUGACCAGGAGGGCUGAGAGGGCAGUGAAAGAGGUUGUGCUUCCUCAUGUGGUGAAUGUUACGAGGUCUGGGAGGGACGAACAUAUCGCACUUGUGAGUCAUGGGUUGUGUAUUGCGCAAGUGGUGAGCGCAAUUGUGAGAUUGGGUGGGGGAACAUGGAAGCGAAAAGGACCCAUGGUUAAUACGGCUUGGGUGAGGGUAGAGGUGCGGAUUCAGGGUGGAAUGCCCGUGGAAGUCGCAGACGACGAGGUUCCUCCGGUAGAAGUGACAGUGACGGACGAGGCCAGAGCGGAUCACCUUGAAGGCCUUCUCGACGGAGGCCCACUUCUUGGCAUAAAAGCGAUUAUGGGUGGAGGAGUGGUGGAUGCAAAGAGCCCAAAUGAGGCGGAGGCUAUCGCGCAGACGUCUGCGUCACAGCUGCAGCCUGGAUUAAUGUUGCAACAUGCACUCGUUAACAUGGUGGACUUUGCUAUGCACAUGAUCGGUACCACCUCAUUAUUUCCCGGUAUCCAACAUCCCGCACUUCCCAAGUUGAAGUUCCUGGACGUACCGUUGAAGCUUCGAAGCUUGCUCGGCUGGAUUCGAAUAAAAAAGGAAAUCAAAACGGUGUCGUUGACAUGCAGUGCCUGGAAUUGGUUCAUGUCAUAUUCUCACUUCCUACAGGCUAACCUAGUAGCAGACAAAAUUCUAGUUUCUGUGUUCGGAUCCUUGAUUGUCAUGCAGGGAGGAUACUCAUACAUCCGCACGUUAAUCUCCUGGCUGAGGCUCACUGUCAAGACAACCGCAUUCAAGUCGUACAGAACUCUCCUCUCUGUUCUCCUGCGGAUGAUUCGACACUGUCAAUUCGUCCUUAAUGGAAAGGAGAGAUCUCUUCGGGAACAGAGUCUAGCAUUGAGCUCUCAGCUAGUGACCAACCAAGAUGGGUUGACGGCUUCUGUGACCCUCGCCGUGCCGCGGUUACCUGAAGCAGCUGUAACAAACAUUCAAUUUCCAACUCCCGAGCUCAACCAAGGACCGGAUGGCACGGCGUCUGGACAAUCCUUUGAUAUCAUUCUUACUCCCAUUGUGCCUGAACCACAGGUCAGCCGAUACGAGAGGAAUGUACAUGUUCAAGACAAGGAUGAGUCAUUUGAGAUUAAGAAAGGUCCUUUGGACUGUUCCGAGGAGCUUGCUGUGGUAGCAGGGUGGGAGCCGCUCACGCACCCUGAAGGGGCUUUGUUCUUCUACCACCUAUAUAAAAGAGUUUUCACUGACGCUAAUGUUCGAAACCCUGAAACGGCUGUAAGGAUAGGCAAAGCUGUUGAGAAAGCAUACGAAGAAGCGCGCAACGCAAACAUCUUCUUGCACCCAUCCAUCGAGCUAGUGUUGGAGCUCAUAGAGAAGGAUAGCGAAGAGUGUGGCUACUAUUUUGUUGAUCACGAGAAGCGUGUCAUUUUCUGGUUUCAAGACCACAAAUCCGAUGUGCUCAUGUGUAACAUUCGCGGUGUAGAGCGCAAAAGUCAUGUCACUCCCUUGUACCUCCUGCGAUUUACAUAUCACGGAUCCGACAGGAGACACGUCGAACUAUUUCCAAACAAACGCUCCCUUCCGAAAGAUGUUGUCAUGGAACUCAAAGAAAUUGUCAUGCAUGCUCACGCAGAAAAUAUCACUUCUGAGACCUGCCUGGCCCCUUUUGCUGCGGAUGAGGUUGCAAGUAUGCUCAGCCUUGUGGAUCUUCUCACGAACAGUGAUACCAAUGACAGUACUCACAAGGCGCGUGAGCAUUCAGUGUGGAUCGUCGCUCGAUUGAUGAGACUUUUCUGCAACGCCAAGUUUGUGAAUUUUUGUGGGCAACCAGGUGCUCGACUGAACGUAGACCAAUCAUUAUACCGAGAAUCCAUCACCCGCUCGAGAAGGAUUUUUCUUCGUCUCAUGAAUGUAAUGCUGUUUGGAUCCCCUGAUGCCCAGAGCAAGGCUCUUCACAGGAUAUGGGUCGACGAUACCAUCGUUCAGCCACGGUGGAAGAAUUUUAUUGAUAGGCUCACUACUGAAUGGAAUGGGUAUACAAUAUUCUCUACUGUGAUGCUUGCUGUUGAUAUCAGCUUUCUUGGGGUCUCAUUUGUCCAGACUCAAACGUCUGCGAUCAUUCUAACAUAUCUGUCUACCCUCUGCGCUAUGGGCUCGUUACUGGUCUCACUGAUCUUGGCUGGACAAGUUAAUGACAGCCGGCGAGGCUCUGCCGAAGCCGUGGCCUCUUUCAUGGUAGGAAUGUCGCAUUCUAUGCUCGGCCUUGAGAGCCUUGCCCUCAUGCUCAGCCUACCGUUUGCUCUUUUGAUUUGGGGAAUGGUGUUCUUUGCUGUAGCAUUGUCCACCUUGAUCUUCCGCACAUCUGGCGUUGUCGCAGUCUCGAUUACAUCUCCGGUUUGGGCCGCCGUAUUCAUCCUUGUAACGUGGCCUGUACUGGCUGCCAAUGAUAUUCACAUCUCUCGCUUGAGAUCCUGGAUCAUAGAACAUGUGUCUAUUACUGAUUCGUCUGCAGUUGCCACCCCGUCUCUUGUCUAG